Molecule: messenger RNA, 981 nt
Organism: Diutina rugosa
Lineage: Eukaryota; Fungi; Ascomycota; Pichiomycetes; Serinales; Debaryomycetaceae
Exons: 1
Coding region: 1-981 (326 amino acids)
Molecular function (GO): NAD+ binding; protein-succinyllysine desuccinylase activity; protein-malonyllysine demalonylase activity
Source: RefSeq, a predicted model, not a curated record
AUGCUGCUGUCCCAGCUCCAGGAGUUCCACAGCCACUUGCGCCGGGCCAAGAAAGUGGUGGCGCUUGUGGGAGCCGGCUUAUCUGCCUCCCUGGGACUCGCCACGUUCCGUGGCACCCAGGGGUUGUGGAAAAAUUAUAACAUGAUCGACCUCGCCACCCCCGACGCCUUCUACGUCGACCCGGGGCUUGUAUGGCAAUUCUACCUGUGGCGGAGGUACCAGGCGCUUCAAGCUAGUCCCAACCGAGGCCACAAGGCGCUAGCAGCGCUCAGUAACGUGCCAGACUUGAAACAGUGUACCAUCAACCAGAACGUCGACGGGCUCCUUACCCGCGCGGGCCACGCCUCCAAACACCACUUCCAGAUCCACGGACUGUUGUUUCAGUUGAAAUGUACCAGUUUUACCUGCAAUUACGUCGAUCCAGCCAACUUUACCCACCCGUUGACCCCGGCGCUCGUAGGCACCGAGUUUGAGUACCAGGGCCAACUGACGAGAAAACGCAGACUCAGCCACGAUGAACAUACUCAAAAUACCCCCAAAAGUGCCGACAGUCUGCCUCAAUUCACCCCAGUACCUCAAAUCGAGGAAGGAGAUCUACCCCGGUGUCCUCGGUGUUCGCUGCUUUUACGCCCCGGAGUGGUAUGGUUUGGCGAGCUGUUGUCGCUUCAUCAGAUUCAUGCUAUUGACUCGUUCAUUGAGGAGGGGGAUCCACCAGAUUUGAUACUAGUUAUUGGCACUCUGGGAACGGUGUACCCGGCCAAUUCGUAUGUGGAUCGGGUGCGGUUCCAUGGUGGUAAAGUGGCUGUGUUCAAUACCGAUAUUGAUGAACCCAUUAUUAACGGAGAGGUUAAGGAUACUUGGGGUUUUGUCGGCGAUGCCGCUGAGACCCUUCCAGAAGCGUUGGCUCCAUUAAUCGGUGAGGUAGAAGAGGUGGCCUCAACAAGCAAUAGCGAGCCGGCUACCGAAACUAAAGGCACAUAA